Messenger RNA from Acanthosepion pharaonis, 1038 nucleotides. The record is from the annotation of a GenBank genome assembly. Lineage: Eukaryota; Metazoa; Mollusca; Cephalopoda; Sepiida; Sepiidae.
AUGAUGUCCAACGCUAGAGAUAUUUUUCAUAUCACCCGUUGUUUAUUUCUGCCUGUGCAUCACUUGCCCCAUAAUCAUCUCUCUGCCAAGCGUCUCUUGCCCCCGUCAUCAUUGUUGUCGCCUCUCUACCCAUCAUCACUUGUCCCGUUGUUGUCGUCUCUCUGCCCGGCGUCACUUGAACCGUCGUUGUCCGUCUCUCUGCCCGGCGUCACUUGUACCGUCGUUGUCCGUCUCUCUGCCCGGCGUCACUUGUACCGUCAUUGUCCGUCUCUCUGCCCGGCGUCACUUGUACCGUUGUUGUCCGUCUCUCUUCCCCGGCGUCACUUGUACCGUCGUUGUCCGUCUCUCUUCGCCGGCGUCACUUGUACCGUCGUUGUCCGUCUCUCUGCCGGCGUCACUUGUACCGUCGUUGUCCGUCUCUCUGCCGGCGUCCACCUUGUACCGUCGUUGUCCGUCUCUCUUCCCAGCGUCACUUGCCGUCGUUGUCGUCUCUCUUCGGCGUCACCUUACCGUCGUUGUCCGUCUCUCUUCCCGGCGUCCGUACCGCGUCUCUUCCCGGCGUGUACCGUCGUUGUCCAUCUCUCUUGCCGGUGUCACGUACCGUCGUUGUCCAUCUCUCUUCCCGGCGUCUUGUACCGUCGUCUCUUCCCGGUGUCAGUUGUGCCCGUUGUCCCAUCUCUUCCCGGCGUCAGUUGUACCGUCGUUGUCCAUCUCUCUUCCCCCGUCAGUUGUACCGCGUCAUCUCUCUUCCCCGUCGUUGUCCAUCUCUCUUCCCCGGCGUCACUUGUACCGUCGUUGUCCAUCUCUCUUCCCCGGCGUCACUUGUACCGUCGUUGUCCAUCUCUCUUCCCCGGCGUCACUUGUACCGUCGUCGUCCGCCUCUCUGCCCGGCAUCACUUGUACCGUCGCCGUCCGUCUCUAUGCUCGGCGUCAUUGGUCCUGUUGCUGUUUCUCCCAAUCAUCAUUUCUUUGCCCUCACUUUUUCAGUUAAAUCCUUCCUCUUUCCUCAUUCUAGCCUACUCUGUCAAAUAUUGUUAG